Molecule: messenger RNA, 2279 nt
Organism: Schizosaccharomyces cryophilus OY26
Lineage: Eukaryota; Fungi; Ascomycota; Schizosaccharomycetes; Schizosaccharomycetales; Schizosaccharomycetaceae
Product: meiotically upregulated Mug174
Exons: 2
Coding region: 143-1987 (614 amino acids)
Source: RefSeq, a predicted model, not a curated record
UGAUAAAAGUAGCGAAAUACUCAGGGAAAAAAUAAAAGCUUAGGUUUUUAUAAAUCGUUCUAAUAGGAUUAUAAUUUAUGAGUUUUAUAACGUUUAUGGUAUAGUACGAGACGCAUAAAAUCAAGAAUUUGAAGAAUUGACGAUGCUUCUAAGAAUUCGAAGCUGUGAGCCUUUGAUCCCUAUGCAGCAGUGGAUCCACACUGCUGAAUUGAAUCUUUCUGAUAAAACUAGCUCUAUUGCUGAUUUGUUGUAUAGUAUACUGUUAUUUAAUUUUGGAGAUUGUAAGGAUGGACGAUCUAUCCUUGUAGGGCCAGGGAAUCAAGCCAAAUAUGCAUUAGGAAAUGAACUUUUUUUACAACUGGUAAAAGAUGACUUUGCUUUACCGAUAUCUAUGGCAUAUCAUUUAUUUUUGAGCGAUUCAGAAGUAUUAGAAUUGCGUGCCCUUCCUAGGGAGGAAGCGUUACUGCGAGGCUGCGAAGUCAUGGCUUUACGGUUGAGCUCAUCCACUUCUCUGGACACAGCUCUUCAAGAAUGGAGCAACAACAUUCAGGGUAGGGGAAGUAAAGCUCACCUUCAAAACACUCAAGCUCCGAAACCAGUCAACAUGUUAGUUAGUUCCUCUUUACCCUACGCAACUCCAAAUAAUAGUGACUUUUCCACGAAAAAGCGUGAUGCAGCUGCCCCAUCGGCAUGGAAUGACACGUCAACAUCAAAGAAAAGCAAGUUGAAUCAUUCUACAGGAAGUGAAAUUACUUUCAACCCAAUGAAAGAAAAAGUCAACCUUCGUCCACUAGCCCUUCAGAAUCAACACAAACCCAUUAAAAACAAGGAAUCACCAAAAAAAUCUUCUCCGAGCGAAUCUUCAGAAUCCGAUGCUUCUUCCGAGGAAUCCUCAUCUGCCGUUUCUGUGUCUGUUUCUUCUGAUGCUACUUCUGUAUCUACAGCUGCCACUUCUUCAGAGACGGAAAGCUCAGAGAGCAGUUCUUCUUCUGACGAAAGCACUUCAAACUCGGACUCUUCAUCCAGCGACAGUGACUCUUCCAAUUCUGAAAAGUUGGAUCACUAUAUAGGACAAUCAAACGACGUGACAAAGAGCAAUACAUCUGGAUUUUCUCAUUCUCUAAACACAGCAAACGAAAUGUCUUAUUUUCGUGAUUCUUCUGCUUUGCAUACAACCAACCAGGAGACCCUUUGUUCUGGGAGCACAAUGGAUGGUGAAAGGACGACACUUUUUGACUCUGCAAAUUUCCUGAAGUCCUCCCCUAACGAUAAAGCUGAACCUGGUUUGGAGCACGCAAGUGAUAUUGUAUAUAAGCGUUUCGGUGAUCUCGGAACCGAUUCAGUUGAAUUCAGUACUUCUGAUUUUCGGUCUGCUGAAGAUAAAAAUGACGUUUCCAAUCAUCGUUCUUUUCAUGAACUCGACAAUGAAGACCUGAAUAGUUCAACUUCAGUUCAGCCUCCUGGUUCUGGAAGCUCUGCUACGAAAUCUAGAAAUCUCCGUCGUAAAAAAUCCAGAUUACUGAAAAAAUAUGGUCAAGAUAUAGAGUCUAUGCCAGGCGAUUUGGGUUUAGCGGAUAGAUCGUAUAUAACGGAUGAGAGCAAAGUUUCGAGUGAGGGACAAACUUCUACUUUCGAUUCAGAUACAAUCAAAGUUGAUCAUUCCUACAAUGCGGUUCCUAUAUCCAAAAGUACAAAUUUAGAUGUUGAGUUUCCUCCUGGCAGUCUACUGCGAUUUACCAUCAUGGACUUGAAUGCCAAUACAUACACACCGGAAAUCUCUGAAAAAUCAGGACGAGUCAUUACCUCGAAUGAUAAAGAAGUGAAAGUUCAAUUAGACACAAAGCAUCGUUACAAAAUCAAAUAUGGGUCAGAUGGUGAAAUUAUACGAGGUCGUUUUGGGACCAUACCGGAUGAGCAGCUUGUAGAGGGUAUCGCAACUUAUGGGUGGGAUCUUAUGUCAGAUAUUCAUAAGCUGGUAAAGUCAUGAAUGAAAAAAUAAUUCCCUAUAUCUUAGAUUAACGCGAAGAACAAUUACGAACAAGGCUCAAAUGAUUAAUAUCUUUAAUAUCUCCCGGGAUGUGCAUGUUACAAUCAUAUACUGAAUUUGCAGUCUUACUUUUAAUUUACAUAGAUAGAUUUGGUUUACUUCAGACGGACGUUGUUGACAAUUAGCACUUAAGUUCUUGCAUCUGUUUUUUGAAGAUUCAAAAACCCACAAAAUUUGAAAGCCUCAAGUUCUACUGUUUCUGUUUGUAAAUAAAUACAUACAAAUGUUUUAU